Nematocida major is the source of this 1167-nucleotide messenger RNA. Its product is annotated as polyribonucleotide 5'-hydroxyl-kinase. Gene Ontology annotation, molecular function: polynucleotide 5'-hydroxyl-kinase activity. Bases 1 to 1167 code for a protein of 388 amino acids. Gene Ontology annotation, biological process: tRNA splicing, via endonucleolytic cleavage and ligation. The transcript has a single exon. Lineage: Eukaryota; Fungi; Microsporidia. The record is from RefSeq and is a predicted model, not a curated record. Gene Ontology annotation, cellular component: nucleus.
AUGGACAUCGAGUUAAAGGCAGGCUGCGAACUGCGGAUAGAAAUACCCCCGAACUCAAAGGCAAAGUUCGUCCUCGCAGAAAGUACAGCGGAAAUAUCCGGGCAGGAACUCCUCCUGGGAAAGUGGUACACCGUUAAGGAGGAGCAGUUCUUCAUCUUCACGUAUACGGGGUGCAGGAUAAAGCUCGCAGCGAGUGAUGCUUUCUACUAUAUCUCGCAGGAGACGAAUAUCCCGUACAUUUUCAACGUAUUUCACUACCUGCACAAACACAGAAAAAUGCAUCUUCUCGUGAUAGGGGGAGGAAGAUCAACGUGUGCGAAUAUACUGACAAACUACUUCGUGCGGAAGGGGGAGAAGGUCCUGUACACGGACUUAGACGUCCACAGUGGGACCCUCCUUUUCCCAGGGAAUGUCGCAAGUGCGUGCAUAUCCGACCCGUUUAGCCCGAUUGAAAGGGCUUCUAUCAGCGAGAAACUCGCAUACUUCACGGGAUCAGCGAGUGCGUGUGAUAACACCGAUCUGUACAACCUCCUGCUCAGGGAACUCCUCAGUGCAGGAAGGGGAAAGACGCUUUCAGGUGCAGCCGUUACGAUUGGGCACAAGGAAAUAGCGAGGAAGGAGGCAGAGGAACUAUUUGCCCUCUGCGGGGCGGACUUCCUCGUCGUGGUUGGGGAUGAGAAGCUGUACAAUCAGCUGGAGAUCGACCAGAAGAUAUACAUCCCAAGAUUCCCCGGGAUCAUCGAGAGAAAUACCGAGCAGAGGAGAAUGCAGAUAUCCGGAAGAAUAAAGGCGUACUUCUACGGGGAGCAGGAGGAGUACAGUCCCUGCACAAUCUCCAUAAAAAUAGCGGAGAGUGAAGAGGCUUCAGAGAGAGGGUACAGGAUCGUGCAGGUGGGAGACGAGUUUAUGGCUCCGAUGUCAGCGCUUCCCCUCGGAUCUGCGAAGAGGAAAGUCUCAACGGCAGUUCUCCCGUGCAGUCCCGUGGAGGGGGCAGUGCUUGCAAUCUCCUCUGCGGGCAGGAUAGAGGAUGUUCCAACUGCGCCUGUGAUGGGGUACCUGACGGUUGUGAAGGUCGUUUCAGAGACGGAGAUAAAGGUGAUAUGCCCGCAGCCAAAGCCCCCGGGGAAGACUUUCCUCAUACAGGGAAAAAUCCGCAUGAUGUGCUAG